This is a messenger RNA of Teleopsis dalmanni, 924 nucleotides long. Its product is annotated as CD151 antigen-like. Lineage: Eukaryota; Metazoa; Arthropoda; Insecta; Diptera; Diopsidae. Gene Ontology annotation, cellular component: membrane. The record is from RefSeq and is a predicted model, not a curated record.
GUUGGCGGUGCUACUGUGUUCAUACUGAGUCUUUGGACGUUGGUCGAUCGUAGUUUCAUAAAUGAAUUAUUGGGCACAAAUCUCUUCUCAGGUGCAGUGUACGUUUUACUCGUUACUUCGAUUGUGAUUUGCUUGCUGGCGUUUUUGGGUUGCGUUGGCGCUGGCAAAGAGGUCAAGUGUCUUUUGUUAACAUAUUUCAUAAUAGUAGCACUGGUAUUUGUAACAAUGUUAAUUGGCGGCAUACUUGGCUAUGUGUUCCGUGAAAGAGUGCAGCAGACAAUGCGACAGGAAAUGCGCUCUACGAUGGCACUCUAUGGAAGCCGUCGUGAUAUAACACAAGCGUGGGAUCAGACACAGGAACGUCUACAGUGCUGCGGUGUUGAUACGUGGCAUGACUGGAAUCGUUAUGGUCCCAUACCAGAAUCAUGUUGUCAGGAAAUAUUUGCUGGACAACGCAGAGAGUGCACCAUCUUUCCCAGCGUAACAAAUCUCUACAAUCAAGGCUGCCUAUAUGUUGCAACAAACUUUAUUAGAGAUCAUGCUUCGGUUAUUGGAGGGACAGCCAUUGGUGUGGCAAUUAUAAUGAUAUUUGGCAUGAUAUUCUCGUGUUUGCUGUUUAAUAUGAUUGAGUAGCAUUAGUUUUUUUUUGUAAUUAUUAUUGAAUUUUGGUAUAUGAACUUUUAGUGCAUAUACUUAAAUAUCUGAAACGUACUUUCGUUAAAACCUCACACUAUCAACACAUAAUCAAACGAUCGACUCGAUAACAUUAUUCGUACAAAUUAAAUUAGAAUUAAGUCAAAAAUUUUAAUUUCACAGUGCAAUUUUGCUUUUAUAUUUGUUAAACUAAUAUUUUAUGUUAAAAUUAAUUCGAUAGUUGGUAAUUAAAGAACUGCAAUUCGAAAUGCACUUAAAAGUAUUAUAUUC